Erigeron canadensis is the source of this 2176-nucleotide messenger RNA. RefSeq names its product F-box/LRR-repeat protein 3. NCBI's taxonomy places the organism in Eukaryota, Viridiplantae, Streptophyta, Magnoliopsida, Asterales, Asteraceae. The transcript has a single exon. The coding region runs from base 213 to 1949 and encodes 578 amino acids. Gene Ontology annotation, biological process: SCF-dependent proteasomal ubiquitin-dependent protein catabolic process. Gene Ontology annotation, cellular component: SCF ubiquitin ligase complex. The record is from RefSeq and is a predicted model, not a curated record.
CAUUUUAUAACUUGAAAAUAAAUCAAGAUCCCCUGUGGCGACAUUCAUAAAUGGAGACUCGAUUCAAAAAAGUUUAAACCGGCCAAAAGGGAUAAGGCAACACCGUGGUGGCGAUGAUGUGGACAUCAUGGCGGGAUCCACCUUCCUCCGCCACCACCAUCUAAUCCCUCCUCAAAAUCCCCUCCAUCCAUCCAUCCAUCAACACUAAAAACAUGGAUCAACAACCAAAUUACGAAGAAUUACCUGAAGAAAUCUGGGAACUAAUCAUAAACAGUUGUACAUCCACCACCGAUAAUCACGAAUCACUUUCCCUUACAACCAAACGUUUAUUAUCCUUAACCAACCGUCUCCGUCACACCUUCACCGUGAUCGAUCAAACUUACAUCAUCCACGCCACUAUUUCACCGUUCUUUCGCCGUUUUCAAAACCUCAAAUCCUUAGAUCUAAGCAAACUAAGCCAAUGUUAUCUCCAAACCGCUAUACACGAAAUCACAAGUAAUGCUACUUCAUGUUCUAAAUUAGAAUCACUCGAUAUAUCUAAUCAUGAUUAUAUUCCUUGUAUUGAUUGUUUGAAAAAGUUUAAACUUAGGGUUUUGAAAUGUGCUAAUGUUGUUAACUUAAGAGAUGUCGAUUUAUUACGUAUAGCAAAAUGUUUUCCUGAUUUAGAAGAGCUUGAUAUUAGUUAUCCUAGACAUAAUAUGUUUAGGACCUCUAGUAGCAUUAGGGACGUUAUGGUUACGGAUCUCGGUAUUCGUAGUUUGGCUUGUGGUUUGAAGAAUUUGAUUAAGAUUAAUUUGUCGAUGAACGUUCUUUUGACGGAUAAGGCCUUAUUUGAGCUCUCCGCUUAUUGCAAGAGGUUGCAAGAGGUGAUGUUUGUGAAUUGUACUAUGAUUACCAUGAGCGGUGUGAGGUUUUUAUUGCAGAAUAGUUUGGAGUUGACAAAGAUUGGAAUGUCUCAUAUUGGGACUACUGAGUCGCUCUUUGUGGACCCUGCCACGUCUGGGAGAUGUUUAUCUAGUAUUAGCUUUAAAGAUUCUGAUGUUGAUGAUGAGUUUCUUGGGACGAUUGUGGAAGCAAGUAUUCCGUUGAAGAGUGUGUCUCUUCCUGGUUGUCAUAAAUAUAGUGUAAAUGGGAUUGUAAGCCUAGUAUGUGCAUAUCAGUCUAUUGAAAUUUUAGAUCUUUCUAGGAAUAAGUCUCUUAGUGAUAGAUCUGUUGUAGACUUGUCUCGGUAUCUACAUGAUCUUGUUUCGGUCAAGUUCAAUUUCUGUGGUAAGCUAACUACUGCAGCCUUAUUAGCUCUGAUCAAUAACUGUCCGUUUCUUGAAAAUGUUGAAAUGGUACAUACAAAUCUUGGUAAGGAAGAAGAUGCGGUUAUGGGUGCCGUGAAGCAGCCAAACUUACGUGUUAAGUCUUUGAAGUUGGCAGGAAAUUUGCAUCUGAGUAAUGGUGGUCUUGUCAAGAUCACUUCGGUUUGCCCCAACUUAAGGCUGCUUGACGUGAGCUCGUGUACAGGUCUUGCAGGCUCAUUAGGUGAGGUCUUUAGGGUCUGUUCUGAAAUAAGGCAUUUGUGCAUACAAGAUUGUGGCAGGGUUAAGAACAUUGGUUUAAGCAUGAAGCCUUUAAAGCUAGUACAGCUGGAUAUGGCCAGGUCUGGGGUUAACGAUGAUGGGUUAGUGGAGAUUGUGGUGAGAUGUACUGAGCUUGUGAAGAUUGAUCUUGCUGGGUGUAUGCAUCUGACAACAAACUCGGUGAAGUACCUGUUAAUGAAGUGUGAAAAGUUGAGAGAGCUUAAUUUGAUGGGAUGUCCUAAUCUACAUGGUUUUAUUGUUGAAUGGAUGGUGUUUACACGCCCGUCAUUGAGGAAGCUUAUUCCACCCUCAUAUGUUGUUACUACUGAAAGCCAACGUCGGCUUUUCUUGCGCCAUGGAUGUGAAGUUUGUGAUCAGUAGCGGUUGAAUAGAGUUUCUGUGUAGUGUUAAUAAUCAUGUUAAUGUGUGUGCCACUUGUGGUUCUUUUUGUAUAUAGCUUGUUUCUUUGAAGCUGCAUUUUUCUUGUAAUCUAUUCACCAGAUCAACAUCUAUUUGGGGCAGUUUGCACGUCUUGUAUUUUGUAAUUAGAUCAAACUUAUUGGAUUAUAGUAAUAUAUUGUCUAAAUAUCAAUGAAUGUUUACACAUA